Messenger RNA from Prunus armeniaca (apricot), 213 nucleotides. The record is from the annotation of a GenBank genome assembly. NCBI's taxonomy places the organism in Eukaryota, Viridiplantae, Streptophyta, Magnoliopsida, Rosales, Rosaceae.
AUGGAAGUUGAAGCGACAAAAACCAUAUCUUUGUCUUCAACAGAAGCCAAAUAUAGAUCUAUGGCAACGGCAUGUUGUGCGUUGUCUUGGCUUCGAUCUCUUCUCAAGGAUUUGCUCAUCCAUCAUCGCCAAUCUGCGUUGUUGUAUUGUGACAACAAGGCAGCUUUACAUAUUGCCACUAACCCAAUAUUUCAUGAGAGAACAAGACGUUGA